Molecule: messenger RNA, 503 nt
Organism: Moneuplotes crassus
Lineage: Eukaryota; Ciliophora; Spirotrichea; Euplotida; Euplotidae
Source: the annotation of a GenBank genome assembly
UCUUAAUCAUUUUCCUCAUUUGGUUACUUCGUUUCUGAUCACAAAGUUAAAGACCCCUUCAGUUCAAACUCUGUUCCAAAGUUGUUUCUGAUGUUAUUUUUACCCUUGGCUAUAUUUUGAUUUAUCACAUUAAUGUGGGGAAUAAUUCUCAUUACACACAUUGAUUGGAUAAAAGAUUUCAAGAGAGAUAUAGUAAUUUCAAUCAUCAGCAUCCUCUUACUCCUUCAUUUAGCAUUAAUGCAAUCUGGAAUCAAUGCAUUCAGAUGUGUUGCUAUUGAUAGAACAUUAAGAGCUGCAUUAAUCGGUACAGAUAUUGAGUGAUACUCAUCGACUCAUCUCAAGUAGUGUCUGCUAAUAGUCCUCCCAAUUCUAUUAAUCUGGGUCACAAUGGUCCUACCUCUUGGCUUAGUGGUUUUGUACAAAGCAAGGAAAGCGAAGAACCAUAAAAUCCUUGGCCACUUCUUGAUUUUGUACCAAGUUCAAAGAGAGGACAAGUUCUAAUG